ACCGGAGAUGGAGAAGGCUUUGAAGCAGCCGCCUCCUCCCUCCAAACAGCACAUCAGCAAUCUCUCCAUCGCUCUCUCUCCAGCCCUGACACACACACACUCACGCACACGCCUACAAGCAGGACGAUUGCAAUCACUCCGCACACAUCCUCCCAUCUGCUCUCUCCCACUUUUGCAAUUGGUGGCUGCUAGACUCCCCAGCAGAGGCUGCAAGACGAGGCACCCCAGCACCUCCCUUUCCUCACCUCCCCUGACCUCCAACCCACACAGAGACACACACUUUUAGAGCUAAUUCCAUUAUAUAUUCUUGACUGGAAGGAAGAGGGGUUGUCUUCUAAUUGCUUUCUUAUCCCCCUGAGUCCCCCUCACUGUUCCUCCUUUCCCUUCUCCCCUCUCUCUCCUCCUUUUCCCCUCCUUUGAGCCCGCCCCUUACCCUACGUGCACUCAACAUGGCAGCAGACAAGCAGAGGAGUGAGGCAAGCUAGAGCGCCAGAGAAAAAGAGAGAAAGAGGAAGAGAGAGAGAGAGAGGCAGGAAGCCUGCUGCUGUCAGGGAAUAUUGGUGCCAUUUUCAGCAUCGCAGGGUGAAAGGAUUGAGCCUCGCCGCCGUACGCUUGGCUCGGCUCGCCUCUGCUCGGCUCGCCUCUGCUCAGAUCGGCUGAACAAGAGGGCUUUAGGAGGGAGAACUACAAAAAGGAGGAGAGAACGGCUGACCCCCGCCCCUUACCCCUACACAGACCCCUCUUCCCCUUCCUCCCGUUUCACCUCACCUCCCCCUCCCUGCUCAGCCUACAGACGGAGUGAGUUAUGCAGUCCUUUCGUGAGCGCAACAGUGGUUACCACAGCAACCAACCCUGCUAUCAGCAGGAGCCCCAUGAAUUAUCUCGCCUGGAGACCUACCGGCAACACCCACAUCAUCCCCAUCCGCAGCAUCCACACCCAGGCCCUGGUCCACAUCCAGGCCCUGGCCCUGGGCACAACAGGUCAGGCUAUGAGGCUAUGUCUAAUGCAGCAAACGUGCCCACAGGUGGAGCAGCUGGAAUUGGAGGACCCAAGGACUGUUACAGCCAACAAAACUAUUCUGGGUACCCAGGAAGUACUGGAGGCAGUGGAAAUGGAAAUGGUAGCUCAUCAGCCUCACAGGCAAAAAAAUCCUUUAGAGGAAGCAAAGUUCCCCCACCAAACCCCAGUCAACACCUGCAGGGCCCUGGAGGCUACAGUAAUCACAUGGGCCCAGGAAAUUAUUCCGCCCAGUACAUGAGCGAGGGCCAUCUCCAGCAGAAAUGGGAGGACCCUGCACAGUUAGCACAGUAUGAACAGGAGAUGGUGGGGCGACUGGAGGCUGGUGCUUCCCCUGCACCUGGAUCCUCCCAGUACAUAGACUCAAACAUGUUGGGGCACUCCCAAACCCCAUGCCACCAGCCUUCUACCCCAAGUUAUACAAGUCCACAUCACCAGCCUCACCCUCCUAAUCCUGCUCCCUCACCUCUCAUGUAUCCCCAAAGUCACCUACACUAUCCUCAACCCUCCCCCUCUCCAUCCCCAUACAUGGAAAAAUGCAGUCCCAUGCCCCAUUGUUAUAAAGGCUACAACAUACCUCCAAAUUCUCAGUAUAGCAGACAGCUAAGUAGUCAUAGCAGUUUGAAGCAGGGGACUUACAGGUCAACCCAGAACAGCUAUGGAUACCAGCAGUCAACACCCAGAGGUUAUGAGCAGCAGACAUCUUUACAGGCAAUGACCAACCCCCAAGAACCCCACCCUAAAUACCAACACUAUAGCCAACCCCAACAAAAUUACUGUCUGUCAGAGCUCCCUGUCAGAUCUCCAGAACAGUAUUAUCAGACUUGCAGCCCCUCCUCAAGUCAUUCCCCUGCUCGCUCUGUCGGACGCUCACCCUCAUACAGUUCCACCCCUUCACCACUGAUGACUAAUCCAGAAUCAUUCCAGUAUGGCCAACCACCAAUGACACCUGGGGCAGCCUCGUCGUCGUCAUCCUCUUCAGCUGGUAUGCAAGAUCAAGCCAGCACAAACACCAUGCUAAUGCCCCCACGGUCCCACCCUUCACCCAACAUAUCCCACACAGCAUCCCACAGCUACACUUCAACGCCACAAGCGCCCACAAUGAAAGAGCGCUUCUCAGAGAAGCUGUUAUCAAACCCCAGCUUGUGGAGCCUGAAUGCUCUCACCUCUCAGGUGGAGAAUAUCUCCAAUAACGUUCAACAGCUCCUGCUUUCAGAAGCCCUGGUUGCAAACAAGAAGGGCAGCAAGCGCAGCAGUGGUGGGAGCAACAGCAGCACUGGAAGUGGGGCCUCCACCAAGAAAGGUGAAGAAUACAAAAGUCCUCCAUAUCCAGACAGUGGUGGCAAUGUGGGUGGGGCCCCCAUGCAUGAACCUUACUCUACCCCACAGCACCAACCAUUGCCUAUGGAACUCCAUGAGGGUGGCUACUCCAGCAGUAGUGAUGAACCAUUGGACAGAGGUUUCUAUUACUUUGGCCAGGGUAGAAGUCCAGCCCAGGCCCACAACAACACACAACUCAGCCUGGACACAGCCUCCUCUUGCUCCAUUGCCUCUCCAGAUGAUAUGUCUACUAGGUCUGGGGACUCGGGGUUGCACAACCUUACCCCUGAUCCUAUAAGAUGCACGGCAGGACAAGGAGGAGAUGGCAUGAAUACCCCAGUGAAGAGCAUUGGUGAUGAGAGAUCUCCAACAAGCAUUACAAUACCAAGUCCUAUGAAACAAGAAAGUGACUCCCCAUCAGACACACAACACAUCAAUCAGCCUGUAAAAGAGAACUUUGAAGAGUCAGCUUGGACUGAAAAACCUGCUGGAAAAGAAGAGGAAGCAAUGGAAAAAACUCUUGAUUUUAUAAGUAAUUCAGACUCAAGCAACCCUACAGAGAAGCAAGGGAAAUGGACUGAUGAGGAAAAAUGCCCAAAUUUCUACAGCAAAAUAAACACGAACAUGGCAGAAAAAGGCUAUUGCUAUGAAGACACAAUGUACCAAGAGGUCCAGAGCAAAUAUGACUCAGAUGCAAGAGAUUCCGUUGAACAGUCCCCAGCUGAUCUCUCUGAUUCCAGUAACAAAGAUCACUUUAGUCAAGAGAUGAAGUCAGGGAUAUUCAAAUCUGAAUCUCCAACUGCAUCUGAGAGUUCUGUGAAAACAUUGCCAUUCAUUUCAAGAGGAGACCUUGAGCAGGAUCCAUAUUCCACAGAGAAAGAUGACAGUUCAGCAAAUACCUCUCCAACCCCACAAACUGAAGUCCUGGAAGCUUCUAGCUGUGACAAGAAGGAGAGCAGAACUCAGGAGAAUGACAAAGACGUAGUAAGAGAUAGGGAAGAGGAUGAGAUAAAUGAAGAUGAGAAAGAAGAAAUUGAAAAAAGUUCUCUUUCACAGCUUUUGUCUAAAGAAGUUAGGGAGGAAGCAGAGGAGGAGGAGAAAGAAAGUCAGUCAUUAACUGAAGAGCACACAAAUGACAAAGACAUCCAAAUGAGUCCCUCUGAAGAUCUCUGCAGCAGAACAGAAAUCCACAAUUUAGCUCUUAACACUGACAAUGAUUUUGCAGGGGGACCCGGUCAUCUUAAUGCAGCAGCAGCAACGACAGCAACAGAUGUUUCAACAAGGGAGUCAGCCAUUGGCGACACAGCACCUCAGCCACAGUCCGCUAUGCCAGUCUUCUCUGCUCUCAAUGAUAAGGCAGCUCCUCCUGCUCAGGCUAGAGAUCAUAUUGAUCACAGCGAUGCUAAGGUUCUGGAGCCAGACUCUCCUCAGCUGCCAGGGAAGUCAAUACUUCCCUCUGCCCCUUCCUGGGCUGACACUCCACCAUCUCCUCAAAAAGGGGAUGAUGAUAUAGAACCAGGCAUAAGUUGUUCCAGUGCUGUGACACCACUAGCUAAACCAGAGCCUAUGGUUCCAUCUGCUCAGCCAAGGACAUAUGGGCGUAAGCAUGUUAGGGGUAGAAGGAGAAUUAUACAUUCAGGUGUGGCAUUAAGGCGACAACUGAGCUUGAAGAAGGAGGAAGAAAAGGAGGACAAAGAAACAAAUUCCUCUCAGCAAAAAUCGAGCAUGGCUCCAAGCAAGACUGUUUUAUUCUCAGAUCAAACUAACCUUGCUCAUCAGGAUUCUAUGGUGAGCCAGACACCUAAAAUGCUGACAGAUGGUUUUCAAUCCAGAAUGUGCACUCGCUCUUUUAAUGCACCAGAUAUGCAAACAAAAGUUGAACCUAAUGUGAAGAGAAAACCAGGCCCAAAACCUGGAUCUAAGCCAGGGUCAAAACCCAGUGCAAAACCAGGGCCUAAGCCAGGUGCUAAGCCUGGUCUAAAGUCAGGUCCCAAACCUGGACCAAAACCUGGGAAAAAGACAGGACAAAAGCCUGCAUCACAUGAAUCAGAAGUGCCACUGAAAAUUGAUACUGUUGUAAGGCAAAAACCAGGGCCAAAACCAGGUUCAAAAUCUGGACCAAAACCAGCCCUAAGACCAGGUCUAAAACCUGGAUUCAAGCCUGCUGAGGUUUUGCCUCCUACUGAGGCUGCUCCCAUCAAAGCUCCAGUUGGUCGCCCCAGGGGCUCAAUUUCAAAAUCAAAAUUGAUGGACCGGGAAGAUCCAAGACAACAAGUCCCAGAAAUGCAAAGCAGGACCAGGAAAGCUCUAAAACAUGCAACACUGCAAUAUAACCAAGACGGAAGAUCUCCUACAGAGGAAAAGCGAUCUCUCCCAGAAAUAAAAGUACAAGAAAGGGAAAACAACAAUAUGGUCUUAAGAUCCAGAAAAGUCUCACAGGAUAAGCUAACAAAAGAAAAGGAAAGGGGAGGGGAAGAUAUUCAAACUUCAACACCAACAGAAAAUAAAAUCAGCGAUAUCUCUCUAAAAGUUAAAGAGGUCAUAGUUGUAAAAAAACUGCUAACUCCAAAUCCUGAUGCCAUGAUAACAACAAAUGUUUCCCUACACUCAUCUGUACCACUUGCAAAGCCAGCCCUCUCUGAAGAAUCUAAAGAAAAGACAUUAUCAAUACUAAAGCGCACAUCUAGCCCAGACAUUUCCACACCACCUGUAAAAAAGAAGAGAGGUCCAAAGCCCAAACUAAGAAACUUACCAUCUCAGUCAGUCCUGUUUGAAGAGAUUCUACCAGCAGGCAAAGAGAAAAGUGUCCGAGGCCCCAGAAGAAAGCGAGGACCACCCAGGAAAGCUUCUCUUGUCAGUGCCUCAACAAAAGAUGCUCCUCCUAACAGCAGUGGAUCUACCAACAGUGACAUGCCUGUGGUGCCUCCUCAGUGCCCCACCAAAACAAAAGUUCUCCCCCCACGCAAAGGCAGAGGGCAGAAAUAUGAGGCAAUGGUACAGAAGAUUACAUCUCCCAGCUCAAAAAAACACUUCCCAGCUACGCAACAAGACAGUAGUCUAAGUGAGGAUUUUACGUCGAAGGCUUUUUCUGAAUUUGUCUUUAAGGAAGGUGAGGCUUUUAUUCAAAUAAAUAACACAGAGACACUAGAGUUUACAAAGGAGGAAAUGAAAGAGCAAGAAGAAGCAAUGACAAUGGAAGAUGUAUCACAACAAUGUGGCAAGCAUGAAUUAAGUCAAGAGGAAUCAGCAAAGGAUAUAGUGAGACCAUUAGCGGAAGAAGAGGUUACAAAUAAGAAUUAUGGAAGACAAGAAAAAGGUAAAGUAGAAAACAAGAUGGAGGUUGCUGACAAUAAGGCUUCGUCUUCAACAGAGACAUCAUUAGAAGUUGGAACUCUAGACGAGAGGACACAACAGACUUCCAAGAGUGAUGCCACAAAGUCUGUCCGAACGAAGAGAAAGAGAUGGGCCAUGGUGGAAAGUACAGAUGCAUCAGUGGUAGCUUUGGAAGCAGACAGCCUCAUUAUUACAACACCAAGACUUGCUAAACAGAGAGCUAUUAAGAACAACCAUGAAAUGCACCUUAAACAGAGGAGGAAGAAGAGAAAGGGCGAAGCCAAUUUAGAGGAAGCUGAGACACUAGAUGAGCUCAACACAACAGAAACGCCAGAACCUGAGGAAAGAAUAGAGGAAAAAGUCACCACCACAAAGUCCACAGAACCUCUACCAACUAGCGGGGAUAAAUUCACAGAAACCCCCCAAGCCAUCUCUGUAGAACUUAUUCAAAAACCUCGAAGAGGCCGAAAACCAUCCGCAAACCCAACUAAACAAAGAAGAAGCCAAGCCUCAAUGGAGCAUGCUCCUGGGAAGCCAGUGAAGAUCCACAAAAAACCUGGGCCAAAACCUGGAAUGAAAGAUGCCAUUGAGGUAAUUGAGGCAGUUGUAAGGGCAGCCGGAUGUGAGCAGGACCAAAAAGAGGAAAGAGCAAAAGAAGAAAGAGAAAAAAGAGAACGAGAGAAUAUAGAAAGUGAAGAGACUAGUAUUGUGGGUCCUGUGGUGACCGUUACAGAAAAGCAGAUGGAGUUCAUUUCUGUGAAAAGAAUCAGAAGGAGACCAAUCAACAGGAAUUCCAAACUAUCUUUUUGUCCUUAUGUACGUAUCAAUAACUCUAGAGACUUUUCUUCUUGGUGUGCCAUAGUCAACAAGCCUGAAGACGCUGUUGUAUUUCAGAGACGGAGAAAAAAGGGCAUACUUAGAAUGAGGAAUCCUUUCACAGUUGCUAAAGUAGUGCCACAUACUGCUGCCAUGCAACUAGGACCAUUGGUAAACACAAAUCUAUCUGAAAUGCGUCUUAUGUGUUGCUUGUGUGGGAAACCACCAAACUACAAAGACCUGGGUGAUUUGUGUGGACCAUACUACACAGAAGAUAGUAUUCCACGGAAAAUGUUGACUAUCACACAUACGCAACUCUUCAGGGAAGAUGACAGCAAGACCCAUGGGAAUGACAGUAACAGUAGUGAAGAACCAGGGACGUCCUCAAAGACUGAAGAUAGAGUGAACUCAGAAAAGGAGGGAAAUACAGAAGCUACCACUGAAGAGGCUGGAAACAGCAGGCACCAUCACCGGCACUACAGACGGCUACUGAGACCAGAAAGACCGUGUCAGGAAGGUGGUCCGAGAAGAGUUACCCUCAGACAGAGAUUCAGGAGAAUGAAGCAGCUCCAGAAUCUCUGCACGGCCACUUCAAAAGACCAAGAGGGCAAUGAAAGCAUGUUCCAAAAGCUACAAAUGGAGGCAGUGGCCAAGGAGCACUGGGCUCAUGAAAACUGUACCAUCUGGACCAAGGGGAUAAUUAUGGUAGCUGGAAGGCUAUAUGGACUGAAGGAAGCUGCCAACAAGUCAGUUCAAACGAGCUGUCACAAGUGCCAGAUUUCGGGAGCGUCUCUCAGCUGCUGUUGGAGAGGCUGCUCUUAUAAGUACCACUACAUCUGCGCCAAAGAGAUAGGCUGCACAUUUCAUGAGGAUGAUUUUUCCAUCAAAUGCCCAAAACAUGAGGUAAGACAAGAAAACUGUUACUAGUAAAAUUUAUGCAUUUUAAUCAUUACAGUGUUUGUUGCUGAUGAUAUUUUACAAGACCUGAAGAACUUCUAGUCCUUAAAAUCGACACUUUACAGCAUCGUAUUGUAGAGUAUCUUAUAGUGCUUUGAAAACGUAUUCCUACAUCCUAAAAUUUUAGAUCCAUUGUCACAUUACAACCACAAUGUAUUUCAAUGAUAUUCAAAAGGUACUGCAUAAUUAUUUGUUGGAAUUGGAAAUGACAAAUGGAGUUCAGCAUUAGUUUACAAAAAGAAAGCUCUGAAAGGUAUGUUAUGUAUUUUUGUUAACCCCCUUUUACUCUGAAACCCCAAAAUAAAAUUCAGUGCAUGGAAAGUGUCCAUGUAUGAUUCAAGUCUGAAUGAAUAUUGUGGAAGUUUCACUUUUAUUUUUAUUUUUAGAAGGCAUACGUGAACAAGCAGAGCUCAUAAUUUAGCUUUUCUUCUCAUGACUCCCUUCCUGUCCUACUUUUACUUUUCUAAAAGGAACAGUGUACACUUGUGCACAUCCAAAAUGUGAAUCGCCUGGAUAUACUGCAUGUCACAUGCAGUGCAGUUUACGCAGCUCUUCCUGUCCCUGUUAGUGUCCUUUAAUUACAAAGGACAGAUUCCUCAUUAUCAUCCCAGACUCACUAAUUGUUAAACAUUUCCAGCAGCCUAGACCGACCCAACACCCUCAGACCUCCACAAUUACAACGGCUUCCUGCUUUUCUGGUGAACAUUAACAGUCUGCACCACACCUGCUUUUCCUGUGGGACAGACACCAUCUGCUGGUGAUGAAUGGACAGUGCAGCACAGCGUGGAAGGUCAAACGCGAGGGGGGUGGGGGGGCUGGUAGAGAGAGGCAGAGAUGCUGACAUUCAGCAGAGAGCAGCAGUGCAUUGAGGCAGCGGUGGCACCAGCCUCACAUCCUCCCUCCCUUCCCCCCACCUCCCCCUCUUCUCUGCAUCUGCAUUUUCUGUUCCUCCCUCCCUCCUUUGCUCCCUUUCCCUUUCCUGCUCUCCUCUGUGCAGACUGGCAGGGAUGAAAAGCUGGCAGCUGAUCAAAACACCCCACCCACCAUUGCUGCCUGUUAUCCUCCCCACAUGCUCUCUCCACCAUUACUCUCUACUUCUUCCUCUCAUUAUUUCUCCUUCCUCCUUCUUUUUUCCUGUUAGCCUCAUUCCGCUUCUUUGCUCCCCCGCUGCUCCGUCUCUCCCAGCGUCUCAAUCCGUUCACCUUCUGAUAUCCUAUAAGCUCCCCGAUUUGUUUUUUUUCCCCCUUCCAUCCUCUCUUCACCCUUCCUCAAUCAGCGCCUUUCUCACCCGCUUCCUUUCCCAUCCUCUCUCUCUCUCUCUCUCUCCCUGCGCCUCCCCCUUCACCUCCACUCCCACGUCUGAGCGGCAGAGACGAAGUGUGAGAAACAGAGAGAAAAUGAGAGCAAGUCAGAGAGAGAGAACGUUAUUAGCUGCGCUGAGGCAGAGCUGUCAUCAGGCUGAGGGAUCUGAGAGGCUGCAUGUCUGCGCCGAGCCAAUUUAAGCUGAGCGGCCCAAUCAAAGGGAAGAGGAGACACGGAUAAACAUGCAAGCGCCCCACCCAUGGGUUGCCACGUCAGAGGACUCUCUUUAUCCCUGUGUUCUCACUUUAAGGCGGGAUAAAAUUCACCUAAACGUGACGCAUUAAUAGCGCAUCAGCAUGGGAUGAUUAGCAGGUUAGCUGUAAGCUCACAUAUGUCCACUUGGGUGCAACCCCCCCCCCCAAAAAAAUUAAGGAACAGGAGAAACGCAGACAGCUUCACGCUGAGGCUAAGCUGGAAUAAAAAGAGCCGAAUCAGGACAGUUACAUCAGAGAGCAGCAGACUGGAAGACGUCGAGGUGGUGCAAGAAAGGAAAGGCUACAAAAGUGGAGAGCCUUCGUGUGACGGCAAGGUGGAGAGACUAAAGUUGUAACAAUAAAACAUCAUGUGUUACUCCAGAAAGCAGACAGAGACAGAGAGAGAACAGGAAGACCAUGAGGAUGGGCAGCUGGCAGACUGAAGUCAGAAGGAGGAAAAUAAAUGAAGAAUACACUGCUUUUCAAAUGUAUGCAACUAAACAUAGAAUAAAAUCUGGAAGAGACUAUAAAGAUUUGAUACUGGACGGAGGCCUUUCAGCAAGCUAACAUGAAAUACUGCCACAGUGUUAAAAUGUGUCAAAAUUGAAAAUGACCAAUAAAUGUGUAUUUAAAAAAUUGACAUGCACAGAUCCUCAGAGUGACUGGGAGUUAUUUUGCAAAAGAGAAAUGAACAGAAAAUGAAGUUUUUAGAUGUGCAAACCUUUUAGAGAUGUAGCCAGAAAGACUUAAAGCUGCCUGGAGCCAAACAUGUUUCAGCACAUUAAAUACAAACUCAUACAACCUAUUUCAAAUUUCUAUUUGUUAAGAAAACUGAAAUUUUGUGUGUGUGUGUGGGGGGGGGGGCUUGUUUUUUUUCAUCAUGAUGCAGCACUUUCUUUGUGUUGGCUGAUAAAAAUGUAGGAAAAUACACAGAAACUUGUGACUGUAGCACAACAAAAACAAGAAGAGGCUCAAGCAGUGUGAAAACUUUUGCUAGUCACUCUAAGUGCAUCUCUGCCUCUUACAUGGUUUUCUUUUUACAGCCAAGCUGGUCAGCUGAAUUCAUCUCCUCUUUCAUGCAGCAGCCUCGCUUUGAUGUUUUCUGCACAUUUCUGCAGGAAAAGCUCCAACUCUCACCGCUCAGAGUGGCCUGGAGGCUCUCUCCACCUGCAUCACAGCUGCCUGAAGCUUUUUCUGGUUCAAACCAAAGGGGGUGGGGGCGAAGGGUCAUAAGACAGGAUGAAGAGAGUCGCUCUGAACGUCUCUAAAUUUCUCCUUUCUUCCUUAACAGGAUCUGUAAGAUAUCCCUGCAUUCCAUCUUCACUACCAAAAUCAUCACUCUGCCACUUGUCCUGCAAGCCAAAUAAAUAAAUAAAUAAAAAUAAAAUACAUGACAGUAGACGAGCACGACGGUGAGAGGCUGCGUCGAGGUGUGGGACUAUGGAGCCGCUUUUUCCCUGGAGAGCUGAACAGCUGCUUGGUGAAAAACGAUCCCUUGCAGCGAGGCAGGGGGUGGUGACGCCGUCUAUCAACGGGAAGGGACGUGCUUUUUGUCUGGACCCCAGCGGAAACUAUUUGAAAUGCAGAGCGAGGAACGUUCGUGUGAGUGUGUGUUUUCGGAUGGGCUCAGAGAACUGAACAGAAAGGUCCCUUUGGCCGCCUCGUCCAACAGGAUCCCACAGCAGUGUCCUUCCGGUGCGUGUGUGAUUACUCAUUCCACAGCCACACCCUCGCCAUGUGUUUGUGUCUGAGUGCAUCUUCAAUUCAAGAUCUCGUCUGUCUUGGUGGAGGGGUGGUGAUGGGGGAGAGAGGAUUAUAUAUACAUAUAUAUAAAAGAAAAACGAAAAAAAAAAAAAAAAAAACACUGUACCAAGUGUCAAACAUGGUGGCGGUAGCAUCAUGAUGUUGGGCUGUUUUUGUAAACAGCCUAAUAAACAAAAAUACAGCAACCAACCAGUGGAUGUACCAUUUCAAUGUCAGCAUUUGUGUUUGGAACACGAGACGAAACUAAAAACGAUAAACGAGGAAACUGUAAAUGAUGUGCUUUACAGGUUCUAAAAGAAAAAAAAUGUAUUUUAAUAUAAUGCUCUUAUCUUUAAAGGUGUAUAUUGAUGUGCAUUAUGACUAGGCAACAUCAUUGCGUCACCCUUGUUAUAUGUCAGACUUUGUGUUACUCAGAAAUGAAAAUAUACAGAUAUAUAUGUAAAAAAAAAAAAAUAAUAAUGAUAAUAAAAAAAUAUAAAAUUUGUUGAGUUUAAUUCAACUGUGUGCACAUUCAGUAUGUACAGCAGACAUCCUCAUCGUACCGGAUCAGACGAGGGCUUGGAUUACGGAAGCGGAGUUCGGUUUCAUGUCACUUCACAUCAAUGUACAGCUCAGAAAUAUCCAAUGGUGUGUAAUUACUCCACAGCCACGCAAAGAGACGCUCCACCUGUCUGUUUGUGUAUCGAAAAUGUAGCCUAUUCUUCUCUCUGCCGGGCAAUAUAACGCUGCACCGCGCAGAGAGACCGUUAACGUUCUAGUCAUAUCAGAAAGAGACAUAUUUAAGUAUUAACAGCAGAAAAGAAAGUGCAAAAACGUCACACCAAAACAUUCUCUUUUCGAAGCUCAUUAUUUAAUGGUGUACAGAAGUAUUUGAUGCUGUUUAAAUGUAAGAUGUGAUGUACUAAUAUAAUUGUGUAUAGUAUUUCCUAGAGAUGUUUAUUUUCUAUAAAAUGGAAUAUGUUAUUGCUUAUAAAACGUUAUUAAAAGAAUCCACUGAUGAUACAAAAAAAAAAAUAACCCCCCUUUUUUGGAAUGUCACUUGUCUUAAGUGGGAGCAUGCCGUUUUAUUGAUUUUCAUGUCUGUUUGUUUUGGACUCGAUGACACUACAGCAUCACUUGGUUUGAAAUGUUUUUUGUAACGCCAAUGUUAAAUAUACCAGCACCUUUCAAUGCUGCUACGACCAAUGCCUGAUGUUUUUGUCUUCCCUCGACACGCACACUUUGACACAUUGAAGAAAAUACCUGGACUAACGGCGCACGGCUAAUUUAUGAUAAAAUAAGGGGGCGGAGGGGAGAAGUAGCAUGUUUUCCAUUUCGUUUACGUCAAAGGUUUGAGAUCAUAAAACUUUUGGAUUUUUUUUUUUUUUAGCAAAUGUUUCCCAUCUAAGGAUAAAUAUUCACUGAGACUUUCUGGGAGUGUUUGGCCUUUGUUGUGUGCAUUAAACACAACAAAAAUCUGAAGAGUGUGCAAUACAAUUUUGAAACUGCUUAAAGGACCUAAAAUGUCAAAACCUACAAAGUAAGUACUUAGGAACAUAUGUCACUCUUCAAAAGAGGAAACACAAGAGAUCAUGUCAUUUUAGUUUAACACAUAACCAGUCAGAACAAUUAUUGAAGUUUAAACUAUUAGUUAAAUUUUCAAAUUAAGAAGAUUCACCAAUAAAUAAAAAAGCCGUAAGUUUUCUUUAAAAAAAUUAUUUAAUAUUUACAUGUAAGGAUGAAAUAAUAGAGAGGAAGGAGGAAAAAAACGUUAAAUGUCAGCUAUAAGACAAUACCUUCCAACAAGGUUGCUACACAAGCUCUCUCCUCAGUUUUCACAUGACCAACUAUAUAUA
Messenger RNA from Xiphophorus couchianus (Monterrey platyfish), 12599 nucleotides. RefSeq names its product retinoic acid induced 1 (gene rai1). Gene Ontology annotation, biological process: circadian regulation of gene expression; regulation of transcription by RNA polymerase II. The coding region runs from base 806 to 7414 and encodes 2202 amino acids. Gene Ontology annotation, cellular component: nucleus. The transcript is spliced from 4 exons. NCBI's taxonomy places the organism in Eukaryota, Metazoa, Chordata, Actinopteri, Cyprinodontiformes, Poeciliidae. The record is from RefSeq and is a predicted model, not a curated record.